CCGUGAGGGGAAUGUUGGCGGCGAAGCCUAGUCGACGCUCGGAGCCGCGCCGGAGCGCCGGUCGGUCCCGGAGCCGGAGCCGGAGGGAUGAGCCCCGGGAGGCGCCGCAGGCAUGGAGCCGAGCGGCGCUGAGGCAGUUUACCCGCGGCUCUUCAGCGUCGCGCAACGCUCUGUCUCCGAAGACCUGGGUUGUAGACGUGGAGAGUUCAGCAGAAAGCAUUAUGGAUCGGUAGAGCUGCUCAUUUCCAGCGAUGCCGACGGAGCGAUCCAAAGGGCCGGCCGGUUCCGGGUGGAAAACGGCUCUGUUGACGAGAAUGCAGAUUAUGCCCCUGGUACGUGGCACCGAACAGACGUGCACUUGGAGAACCCAGAAUACCACACCAGAUGGUACUUCAAAUAUUUUCUAGGAAAAGUUCAUCAAAACUAUGUAGGAACGGACGCAGAAAAGAACCCCUUCUUUCUGUCUGUGGUGCUCUCCGACCAAAACAAUCAACGUGUUCCUCAAUACCGUGCGAUCCUCUGGAGAAAAACAGGUACUCAGAAAAUAUGCCUCCCUUACAGUCCUACAAAAACUUUGUCUGUGAAAUCUAUUUUAAGUGCCAUGAAUCUUGACAAAUUUGAGAAAGGCCCUAGAGAAAUACUUCACCCUGAAAUUCAAAAGGAUUUAUUGGUCCUCGAAGAGCAAGAGGGCUCUGUCAAUUUCAAGUUUGGAAUUCUUUAUGCCAAAGACGGACAGCUAACGGAUGACGAGAUGUUCAGCAACGAAACGGGCAGUGAAAGCUUUGAGAGGCUACUGAGUCUCUUGGGGGACACCAUCACGCUGAAGGGAUGGACCGGCUACAGAGGAGGACUGGACACCAAAAACGACACCACCGGCAUCUAUUCCAUCUACACCGUCUACCAAGGGCAUGAGAUAAUGUUCCAUGUUUCCACCAUGCUUCCGUAUUCGAAAGAGAACAAGCAACAAGUGGAAAGGAAACGGCACAUUGGGAAUGACAUCGUCACCAUUGUGUUCCAGGAAGGAGAGGAGUCUUCUCCAGCCUUUAAGCCAUCCAUGAUCCGCUCUCACUUUACACAUAUUUUUGCCUUAGUGAGAUAUAAUAAGCAAAGCGAUAGUUACAGGCUGAAAAUCUUUUCGGAAGAAAGCGUGCCUCUCUUUGGACCCCCUCUUCCGUCCCCACCAGUGUUUACGGACCACCAGGAAUUCAGGGACUUCCUGCUGGUGAAACUAAUAAACGGGGAGAAAGCCACUUUGGAAACCCCAACGUUUGCGCAGAAGCGGCAGCGCACUUUGGACAUGUUGAUCCGCUCCUUGUACCAGGACCUCAUGCCUGAUAUGCACAAGAACAUGCUUAACAGGAGAUCCUUCAGCGACGUCUUGCCCGAGUCCCCCAAAUCGGCCCGGAAAAAAGAAGAGGCUCGCCAAGCUGAAUUCGUCCGUCUUGGCCAGGCACUCAAACUCAAAACCAUAGUGAGAGGUGACGCCCCGGCUAUUCUAGCUACCACGAGCCUUUGCAAAAAGGAGCCCUGGGAGUCCCAGUGUUUCUGCAGCAACUUCCCGUACGACGUCGCCUGUGCUGAUUCCUGGGGCCAUUCGCUGCUCAUCUCCACGGACGUCGGUGUCCUACUCUUAGACGAUGGACAGCCUCCCCUCCCCGUCUUCGAUAAAACGUUACAGGUCAAACAGAUGCACGUGUUGGAGACUUUGGACCUGCUGAUUACUCGAGCGGACAAAGGGAAGGACGCCCGGCUCCUCGUCUUCAGGCUGAGUGCCGUGCGGAAAAGCAUGGAAGCCAAGCUGGCCAGAAGUAAAUGCGACUGCCGAGAAAACAAGCUGGAGAAAACGAAAGGCUGCCAUUUGUACGCCGUCAACACCCACCACUGCAACGAACUGCGUAUCGUCGCAGCGAUCCGGAACAAACUUCUCCUCAUCACCAGGAAGCUCAAGCCGUGGGAAGGCCUGAGCAGUGCCCCGCCAAUGUCCCCUCAGUCGGAGUCCCCCGUCGAGGAAUUCCAGUACAUCAGGGAGAUUUGCCUGUCUGACCCUCCGGUUGUCAUGUCUUUGGUGGACGGCCCCACGGGAGAAAACGACAACCUGAUCUGCGUCGCCUACCGGCAUCAGUUCGACCUGGUCAACGAGAGCACGGGAGAAUCCUACAGGUUUCAUCAUGUCGAGGCGAGCAGGGUUAAUUUUGUUGCAGCUAUUGAUGUGUACGAAGACGGAGAGGCCGGCCUGCUCUUGUGUUACAACUAUGUCUGCUACUAUCGCAAAGUGUGCCCCUUCAAUGGGGGCUCGCCCCUGGUACAGCCGUCGGCCUCAGACUUCCACUUCAGCUGGAACCAAGUUCCUUACGCUAUUGUGUGCGCCUUUCCGUACAUUUUGGCCUUCACCACCGAUUCCAUCGAGAUCCGGCUCGUGGUGAACGGGAACCUGGUCCACACAGCCGUGGUCCCGGCACUUCAGCUGGUGGCGUCGAGGUCAGAUAUCUAUUUCAAAGCCGCCACAGCAGUGAGUGAACCAUCCAACGUCAGUUCAAAGGAGACCAGCUCACCCAAUUCCCCCCAGACGCCAUCAGUGCACGAAAUUCCUGUUUUCUCUCCUUCCGCAGCCGAAGGCGAAGCUGUGUGCAAGAACAUCUACAAAAUCCCCCUCAGCAACCUGGUUGGCAGGAGCAUCGAACGGCCGCUCAAGUCCCCCCUGGUCCCCAAAGUCAUCACCACCCCGACCUCCGCCGGCAGCGCCUUCAUCCCCGCCGCGCCGUCCCUCUCCCUGUCACGCAUCGAGAUCAAAGAAAUUGCCAACAGAACGCGCAAAGAGUUGCUGGGCCUCUUAAAUGAGCAGGUUCCCAAGUCAGAAGGAGCCCCGAAACAGAAGACGACCCCCCCAAAACUGCCAGAACCCAAGCAGGGAACCAUGCGUUCGACGAGCAGCGAUAGACUCGUCGCCAGCCCUUUCGAAAGCACUUUGGAGGACCGCCACUUCUCCACCAGUUCGGACCCCGACACCACCACGACCACCACCACGCAGGACGAGACCCCCCCGUCCGGUAGCCUCUUCCAGCUCGGGGCUUCCUUUGACGAAGAUAUCGUCGACUUGAAGUGAAGACAAUCCGGACGCAACACUUGCACACGCUCCCCACACACCCUCACCUUGCCCAUUCCUGUGUUUUCUCUCUCUUCCCCCCUACCCUUAUUUUGUACGACUCUCCAAGCAGUGUAGGAACAUCGCACUACACUUUCUAGUCAUCCUGGAAGUCGAGAAUGCAGGCGGUCGAGGUCUGACCUGCCUGAUUUCUCCAGCUCCUUGGGGCAGGCGGGGACGUUUGCUUUUGUGGGGAGUGGUCCUUGAUAAAAUAGCAGAGCUGUCGCCCAGUUCAAGAAACCCCCGCCGUUAAAUCUAGCAGGUUUUAACCAAUUAAUUGGUUAAAUCCCUGCAUCUUUAUAUACGACGACUCCGUCGUCUUCAAGAACGCCACUGUCCUGAUUCCAGUGGCAUGGUAGCUCCCCACGCCCCUCCAGAGGGACGGAAAGCCCGGUCGUUCCUCCCGCCCACCCUGAUCCGUUGCCGGCAGCUGAAGCAGGAAAUUGGGCCGGGGCUGCGAGGGCCUCGGAGCGGGACUCGGACGUCCUGUGCGAGAAGAGGGGGCCGCGUCCCGCCAACGUGGCUUGCUGCUGCGGCUUCAGAAGCCGAAGGGAAACAGCGCACCGCUCUGCUUCCUUUCCCGUAUCGCUAAGGAGCCAGGACUGAGCCAGAGGGAGGAGAAAGAGUGUUGGAAAUGCCUCCCUCCUGAUCUGAGGGCAACAACCUCCCCCCGGCUCCCCCAUUUUGCCCCCCCCCCGUAGGCGUUUUCUCCGCGGCGUAAGGGAAUCACGGCAUCCUUCCUCCUCUUCCAGGGAGGCUCCCAGAAAGGGCGUUUCUUGAUGGUGCUUUAUUUUUAGAUGGUGCGACGCGGAAGGGGGGAAAGGCCUUCCUAAGGUGGCUGCCGCUUAUCCGCUUCCCCACGGGCAUCGGGGAUGCGUGGGGGACGGGACGCUAGAGAGCCCGUUGGCCUGAUCCAGUAGAGCUCUUCUUGCGUCCUCACGUUUAGCUAAAAAUAAAUUCCUUUUUCAAAAA
Molecule: messenger RNA, 4114 nt
Organism: Elgaria multicarinata webbii
Lineage: Eukaryota; Metazoa; Chordata; Lepidosauria; Squamata; Anguidae
Gene: GARNL3
Product: GTPase activating Rap/RanGAP domain like 3
Exons: 29
Coding region: 113-3103 (996 amino acids)
Biological process (GO): activation of GTPase activity; regulation of small GTPase mediated signal transduction
Cellular component (GO): cytoplasm
Molecular function (GO): GTPase activator activity
Source: RefSeq, a predicted model, not a curated record